CUAUCCGCUUGUUUACGACUCUUCCGAUAGCGUGCAGUUGGCCAACUUGCCAGAGUCGCGGCGGCGCUACUAUCUUUUGUGUUGGCUUGGCGCCUUCCUGUGUCGGUGUGAUCGUUGUAGUAGUGAUUGUGUUACACGUUUCAAAAUGGCUGGUGGUAAAGCGGGUAAAGAUUCAGGCAAAGCUAAGGCUAAAGCAGUAUCGAGAUCAGCAAGGGCAGGACUUCAGUUCCCUGUUGGAAGAAUCCACAGACAUUUGAAAAACAGGACAACAAGUCAUGGGCGUGUUGGAGCCACAGCAGCCGUUUAUUCAGCAGCUAUUUUAGAAUAUCUUACGGCCGAGGUCCUUGAAUUAGCUGGAAAUGCUUCCAAAGAUCUGAAGGUGAAACGUAUAACCCCAAGGCAUUUGCAACUGGCUAUCAGAGGAGAUGAAGAGUUGGACAGUCUCAUCAAAGCGACCAUUGCAGGAGGUGGUGUCAUUCCUCACAUUCACAAAUCACUCAUCGGAAAGAAAGGUGGUCCUGGUGCACCCGUUUAAUCUAGAAUUAUCAAGACUUCAUAUUGCAUUUGGCUCUGGACAAGACAUCAGCAUUUCAAAACUCAUCAUGCAAUCGGUAAACAUAGUUUUCUAAAUAGUGAUGUAUUGGAGCAGUGAUGUGGCUACAGAGAACUAUUUGUCCGGACUUGUAGCUUGUAAGAAUUAGUUAUAUUUUAGCAUUAAGGAGAUUUAUGAUUGUAUUAGAAUUGAGUUUGAAUUUCUUGGUUUGUUAACUGAAUUUUGUAUUUGCAAAAAACUAAAUGCUCUGUUUAUAAAUUGUCUUGCCACCAGGUGCAACUUCUUUUGUGAAAUUGAAUUUGGUGCAACAUAAUUUUUACUUCUAUUGACGACAUACAACAUUGUAAUUUUAGGCUAUAAGCUACUUUAUUCAGCAUUUUGUAUUGUUUUUUUUUUACAUACUGUAAUAAUGAUGGUCAAUACAUGUAUGUUGUUCUAAAUUGUAAUUUGGUAUGAUUGAACUGUUACAAGUUGUAAGAAAUGUAUUUUGAUCUUUAAAAUAUAAUGAAGGACCUAAGAAU
Chilo suppressalis (striped riceborer) is the source of this 1074-nucleotide messenger RNA. Lineage: Eukaryota; Metazoa; Arthropoda; Insecta; Lepidoptera; Crambidae. The record is from the annotation of a GenBank genome assembly.